ACUGGUUAUGUAAUCAUGACCUCGUUUAUACGUGCUGCGCAGGAGCAUAACCAACAGCACCAACAACACUUCAACCAUUUCACUCAACAAUGGCGAAAAAAUUACACCUUCUGUAAAAAGCACCUGCUUUGUGCGACGUUUAAGGCAGAACUCAUCAUGUCUUCUAUAUUUUCUGGUGAAGCGUUUUCAUCAGCAACGAUCCAGAAGAUGCUAGAUGAAAACACUCAACUCAUCCAAGCUUUAAUUGACUACCAGAAUCAGGGGGAAUUGAAGAAAUGUGCGCAGUAUCAGCAGAUGCUUCACCGAAAUCUUGUUUAUCUUGCCACGGUGGCGGACUCAAACAUGAACCUACAAUCUAACUUACAAAACUCCAGUGGACAAGCGAUGCAGAUGCAGCAGCAGCAGCAGCAGCAAGGUAACAUGCCAGGGUCCAUGAACAAUGCAAUGGGUUUUAGACCUCCACAAAACAUGCAAGGCGGUAUGGCGCAAGGAAAUAUGCAGAUGUCAAAUAUGCCAGGAAAUUUACCGAAUGUUGGAGGUAACAUGCCAAAUAUGCAAAGUAAUAUGCCAAAUAUGGGAACAGGCAUGCCUAAUAUGCCUAACAUGCAAGGUAAUAUGGCAAGCAUGCAGAAGACUAUGCACAUGCAAGGUAACAUGGCGAACAUGCAGAAUGGAAUGCCCAACAUGUCCACCAGUAUGCCUAACAUGCAUGGUAUGCAAACCAUGCCAAAUAGUAUGCAAAGUAUGGCUAAUAUGCAAGGAAAUAUGCCAAACAUGCCCAUGAGCAUGGCUAAUAAUAUGCCGAUGGGACCGAAUGAUAUGAUGGGGUCAAUGCAGCAAAGUAUGCCUAAUAUGCCUGUGAGUAGUCAAAAUGAAAUGCAGAAUAGCAUGAUGAUGCAGCAGAGAUCUGCAAUGCCCGGGAUGCAGUUUGGUGGGAGCAUGCAGCCUAACCCUGGAGGAUUUUAACAUUCAAAUGCUGUGGUAGUUGUGUGCCUUUGCUGAAAAUAUCUUGUUUUUUGGAGGCUUCUAGCCAAUACAAAAUUUUAUAGAAUGCAGGGCUUGAUUUCCUUUCUUUUAUAACAUUGAUUUGAGGGUGUUGGAUGAAAUCAUCAUGUCAAUAAAUACCUGGCAGGUGCUGAAAAAGUGUAAAAUAAUUCUUAUAAAUAUACAAUUUAUCUUCUCAUUCUUUAAAGCCAUCAAAAAAGUUUAUUAAAUAUUUUGUUUAAUGUGUUGCUUGUAGUUUCAAGGAUUUGUAUAUGUUUUAUCAUAUAACAUCUCUUAUCUUCUUUUUUCAAUUUUGUGUUGCUUUAUUGUUAAAGAUUAAGUUUUUGAUAAAGGUAGUUUGAGUCCUACAAAUUCAUCAUUGCAGUUUAUUAGGUCAUGAAAGGUAUUGUUCAUUUUAUUUAUAUGAAAAUGCUCUUUGUUCAUUGUUCUUUAUUUAACUUCACCAUCCCUUUUCAUUCCCAAAUGUAUCAUUCCAUCAUAAGAAGCUUGUACAAGAUCCUUUAUAAAUAUUAUCCUGUUGAUGAAAUUAUCAUACAUGUUCCAAGAGAUUUUGGUUCAAGUUUUGAUUAAGUUAGAAUAAGCAGGUUUUAUGAUAAUAUACUAUGAUUUAAAUAACCAUAUAAGUAGUUAAAUGAAAAAAAAUUAUGAGAUGCUUAUAAAGUUCAGCAGAUUUAAGUUUAUUUCCAGGUAGUAGAGCAUUUACAUCUCCACCAAAUGUAUAAUACCUGUAAAAACAUUACAUUGAUAUCAUAAUAUGUUAUCAUAUAUCUUUAAUCAUGGCUUUGAAAAAAGCAAGCAUUUGUGUAUGCUUAAGCUUUUCAUGUGACACUUCAGAGUAUAAAACGUCAGAACAUAGAUCAAAACACUACUAUAGGUAAUAGCUAUACCCGGUUGUGGAUUGAAAUAGGCCAAUCAGAAACGCAAUCACAUUGACUGUUUAGGUUGCCCAAUAAGUGCCCUUUACCUAAGGUGAAAACGAAUUUCUUCUGUCUACCCAAUAGCGUUUUUUCAUGCUUUUGUAGAUAGAUCUCAAACGGCUAGAUGGAAUGAUAUGGCUUUACCAAUAGUCAGAAUCUGGCUUUACUGAUCUGGCAUUACCAUUAAUCCAAUAACAGCCUUUUUCAAUCCACAACUGGGUAUAUAUAUUUCCUAUCGUUGUGUUUUGAUCUAUGCUCUGACAUUUUAUACUCUGAAGAGUGUCAGACUCUGAAACUCUUCAGAAUACACUAAAAAAUGUUUGCUUUUUUCAACGCGAUUUUAAAAUUUGUUACCACAAAAAGUUUGUUUGCAUAUCUUUAAUUGUUAGGGUCUGUGGAUCACUAGAUUGAAGUAUUUAUUCACAUUGAAUUAAACUGUCUUUUGUCA
Rhopilema esculentum is the source of this 2370-nucleotide messenger RNA. RefSeq lists its product as uncharacterized. The record is from RefSeq and is a predicted model, not a curated record. NCBI's taxonomy places the organism in Eukaryota, Metazoa, Cnidaria, Scyphozoa, Rhizostomeae, Rhizostomatidae.